Messenger RNA from Neopsephotus bourkii (Bourke's parrot), 1213 nucleotides. It is a transcript of the gene ITGB1BP1, whose product is annotated as integrin subunit beta 1 binding protein 1. Bases 278 to 904 code for a protein of 208 amino acids. Gene Ontology annotation, biological process: negative regulation of focal adhesion assembly; negative regulation of substrate adhesion-dependent cell spreading. The transcript is spliced from 6 exons. Lineage: Eukaryota; Metazoa; Chordata; Aves; Psittaciformes; Psittacidae. Gene Ontology annotation, molecular function: integrin binding. The record is from RefSeq and is a predicted model, not a curated record. Gene Ontology annotation, cellular component: cytoskeleton; cell periphery; lamellipodium.
AUUUGCCACAGUCUGUAACUUAAGGAGCAGCAAUUUUUGAUGGAUAAGGACAGGGAUGUUUUAGCAGAGAGCUGGAGGGACUUUCACAGUCACACAUGAAGAGCAGCAGAGGAACAUCCUACUUCCAUCUUCAGAGUUCUUUACAAGUUUCCAGUUUCUGUCCACUGUGGACACAGUCACUCUGGUGCUUGCCGGGAACUCUUUCCCUUGAUGCUCUGACAGCUUUAAUUUUUAUUUUUCCUUCCUAGAAGAUAUUCCUUGAUCCAAUUAUGAAAAAAUGUUCAGAAAAGGAAAAAAACGGCACAGCAGCAGCAGCUCCCAGAGCAGCGAGAUCAGCACUAAGAGCAAGUCUGUAGAUUCCAGUCUUGGGGGACUUUCCAGGUCUAGUACUGUGGCUAGUCUAGAUACAGACUCCACAAAAAGUUCAGGACAAAGCAAUAGUAAUUCUGAUACAUGUGCAGAAUUCAGAGUUAAAUAUGUUGGUGCCAUUGAAAAACUGAAAUAUAAUGAGAGCAAAAGUCUUGAGGGGCCACUGGACUUGAUAAAUUACAUAGAUGUUGCACAGGCUUUUGUUUGUUUCCCUCCAAAGCAAGAUGGAAAGUUACCUUUUGUUCCAGGUGAAGAGGAGUUUAUUAUGGGAGUUUCCAAAUACGGCAUUAAAGUUUCAACAUCUGAUCAAUAUGAUGUGUUACAUAGGCAUGCUCUCUAUUUAAUUGUACGGAUGGUGUGCUACGAUGAUGGUCUGGGAGCAGGAAAAAGUUUACUGGCUUUGAAGACAACAGAUGCAGCCUCUGAAGAAUGCAGCCUCUGGGUAUAUCAGUGCAAUAGUUUGGAACAAGCACAAGCUAUUUGCAAAGUGUUAUCUACAGCCUUUGAUUCAGUUUUAAUGUCAGAGAAGUCCUGAUGUUCUUCAGCAGCACAUGAUGGUGUAGCACAAGAGGCCUUUGUGUGGGGAGGAAAUGGGGCUCCUUCGUGACACCACAGACUGGCUGCAGCUACACAGUCCCAGAAAAGACUCCCUGUGCGAACAAGAGCCAUGCAAACUUGCACACGGUACUCUUGUCAUUCCUCAAACAUAACUUGAAGAAAUCAUUCCACCUUCAGUUGCCAGGACAAGACAGGAUUUUGUAUUUAACAUGGUAUUGUCCCCUUAAUAAUAUUUUGUAUAUUAAUGUCGAUAUUGUAGAAAUGUAAAAUAAAACUGACACUUGUA